AUGAGGAUCCUCAUUAAGGGAGGUGUUUGGAAGAACUCGGAGGAUGAGGUGCUCAAGGCAGCGGUCAUGAAAUAUGGCCUUAACAACUGGCCUCGAGUUGCGUCUCUAUUGGCCAGGAAAAGCCCCAAGCAGUGCAAAUCUCGUUGGUACGAGUGGCUGGACCCUAGCGUCAAGAAGACUGAGUGGACGCGUGAGGAGGAGGAGAAGUUGCUGCAUUUGGCGAAGCUCUUCCCAACCCAGUGGCGAACAAUAGCUCCCAUCGUGGGCCGCACCGCCUACCAAUGCUUAGAGCACUACGAGAAGCUGUUGGACCAAGCCCAGGGCAAGGAUGAGAUGGAUGAAAACGAUCCGCGCCGGUUGAAGCCGGGCGAGAUCGAUCCCCACCCGGAGACGAAGCCAGCAAGGGCAGAUCCCAUUGACAUGGAUGAAGAUGAGAAAGAGAUGUUGUCAGAGGCUCGUGCGAGGCUGGCAAAUACGCGUGGCAAGAAGGCCAAGCGCAAGGCCCGCGAGAAGCAGCUGGAGGAGGCAAGGCGUCUUGCAGCGCUGCAGAAGCGGCGGGAGCUCAAGGCUGCAGGCAUCAGCACCUCAAGGAGGUACAAGUCGCGGAAAUACAUCGACUAUGGGGAGGAAGUGCCGUUCGAGGCCGUUCCUCCGGUCGGCUUCCACGAAGUGGGACCUGAGGAGACGCCCAGGGUUACAAUGGGCAUGGCGAACGUCACCUUGCAGGCCGUUGAGCACCGCAGCCGACUCGAUGAGGAGAGGAGGCGUCGCAAGGAUGACGAGAGGAAGCUGAAGCGCUUGAAGGAUGAAAACCUCCCCGAGGCCAUCGACAUGAUCAACAAGCUCAAUGACCCACAGCAGCUUCGGAAGCGAACAGCACUGAGCUUGCCUGCUCCGCAGCUGAACGACGAGGAGCUUGAAGCCAUUGUCAAAAUGGGUGCAGAUGCAGCCGCUCUCCAAGCAGAAAGCGCUGACACCUCCACGGCGGGCCUGGUUCAAAGCUACGGUGACACCCCCGGCGCCACGCCGGUUCGGACUCCCAGGCGGCCUGAUCCCGUCCUGCUGGAAGCCCAGGUGCAAGCUGGUGUCACGCCGCGCGAGGAGGCGGAAAGCAUGCUGGGUGGAAUGACGCCAGGUGCGACACCUGGGGCCACGCCUGGUGCAACCCCGAAUCCUUUGGCGCAGACGCCUGGGCUCCGUGCUAAUGCGACGGCUGGCCUCACACCGAACCCACUUCUUGGACAGACGCCCGGGCCGGGAGGCGCCACUCCUGGCUCAGGAGGCGCCGCUGGUAAGGGUCUGCGUGACGGGCUGGCCUUGAACCAGGAUGAGGAGAUGGAGCAGAUGCCGGACAGAAUCCGAAAGGCAAACCAACGUAUGCAGAUGCAAGCUGCGUUGGGCAGCUUGCCAGCUCCAAUGAACGAAGUCGAGAUUUCGAUGCCGGACCUCAUGGAGGAGGAAGCUGACACCCAAGCGCCUCUAGAGGAGGAUGCUGCUGAUGCUGACAAGAGACGUGCCCAAGAAGAGCAAAAAAGAUUAGAGAUCGAGCGGCAGAAGCAAAGCCAGCCCGUGAAGCUGGGUUUGCCGCGCCCUGUGCAGACGCAGAUGAUGAUCUUCGAGAGCUCAGCAUCACAGGCUGGAGCUGGCGCAGUGCUUGAAGGGCCCAAGCAUUUGCUGCAGCAGGCUGAGUCCUUGCUGCACGAGGAGAUGGGUGCCAUGGUGACGCGCGAUGCCGUUCUUUUCCCCGUCAAGGGUGCAAAGCCUCCCAAGAAGGCUCCUCCAGCCGGCAUUGACUUCAGCCUGGAGGAGUUGAAGUCUGCGGGCGAGCUUUUGGAGGAGGAGUUGGCGGCUUUUGCGCAGGACGCUGGCGGAGGUCACAACUCAGAGAUGGCCAUGCAGGCGGCCUUCGAGGAGAGUACCAGCACGGAGCCCUAUGUUUUCCUGCCCUCCGCCAAGCGCUACGUGGACGGACGGCUACUAGGGAGAAAGGAACGUAUCGAGUCCGCCAGGCACAAGUUCGAGAUCGUGGACUCCAACCAUCAGAAGGAGAUCAAGAAGUCCAAGAAGAUUGAAGAGAAGAUGGAGCGACUGCUCGGAGGCUACAUGACGAAAGCACGCCAGGCGCUUCUCCACAUCCGCAAGCUGUCCGAGGAGCGGGAAACCGUUGCUAUCGAGACAGAGGUCUUCCAGACCCUGAGGGCCAGAGAAGAGAAGGCCAUUGAGAGCCGUGUCGAGGAACUGAGAGACCAGGUUGAGCAGGAGAAGCAGAGGAACCUGAAAUUGCAGAACCGCUACAAGGCGCUAAAGAUGCUGCAGAAGCAGAUUGAUGACAAGCUGCAAUGA
Molecule: messenger RNA, 2343 nt
Organism: Symbiodinium pilosum
Lineage: Eukaryota; Dinophyceae; Suessiales; Symbiodiniaceae
Source: the annotation of a GenBank genome assembly